Molecule: messenger RNA, 993 nt
Organism: Lactuca saligna
Lineage: Eukaryota; Viridiplantae; Streptophyta; Magnoliopsida; Asterales; Asteraceae
Source: the annotation of a GenBank genome assembly
AUGGGAGUUUCGCAACCCCAAGCUAUUUUUGCACAAUCCACUCCAUUAUUUACAGAUUUAACAACAACCACAACUACUUCCACUAGUGAACCUCCGGUUUCUAUCAACGCAUCUAAUGCGGGGGCAAGUGCUUCAGACUCCACUCUUGGUCAUUCUACACCACCCAUCUCACCUCUAUGCCAAGACGAUCAAGAAAUUUUUGAUGGUGAUGAUGAAGAAGAUUUUGGAGGUUUUACUUACAGUCCAUUCAACAUCAGAAUAGAAAGUGAUGAUGAAGCCCCGAUCACUAGAGGGAAGUUUAAGGCAUUGACUGAAAAGUUGGAUUCCUUAAUUGAGUCCACAAAAACAUCCUCUCGUGGUGAUUACUCUCAAGAAACUAUUAAGGCCUUCUUUGAAACGUUGACGAAGGAACACUCUGCGAACCUUGAAAAAACAAAUCAAGCUAUUAAUGCUUCAGCUUCUAUAUUCAAGGAGACAACCGAAAAAAUAGAGAAGGAUGCUCAAGAAAAGGUUCACACUGGCAUCCUAUCUGAUAAUUCAAAGCUUCACACCUCCUUCUCUUCCAAGAUAUACAAGCUUCAUGAAGACGUAUCCAUUGAUAAAUCAAUCGCGAAUAAGCUCAUAGUCAAAAUAGAAAAAGUGAAGGUUCUGUUUGUCAAGAUCGCACAUGUUGAACAACAGAUUACUACGCUCUUAUCUGAAAAGGCGGUGAUGAAGAUUUGUGUUGAAGAUAUGAACGCCUUACUCUCAGAUAUCAUUGAGAUUCGUGAUUCUCUAAUCAUGAUCACUGUUAGGAAGCAUCUGGCUGAAAAACUUAGGCAUGUGUUCGUGAUGCUCAACAGGACUGAAGCUGAUACAACUGUAAAGCCAAAGUCAGAAUACGAACUGAAGGUUAAUGUAGCUUUGAGUUCUAGAGGUAUAGAAAAGAUCAUUGAUGAAAAUGAUGAAGAAGAAACUGAUGAGCAUGAGCUAAAACGAAGGAAGGCUCGUUAA